This is a messenger RNA of Cotesia glomerata, 1189 nucleotides long. It is a transcript of the gene koko, whose product is annotated as cyclin-Q. The transcript is spliced from 6 exons. Gene Ontology annotation, molecular function: cyclin-dependent protein serine/threonine kinase regulator activity. The coding region runs from base 273 to 1088 and encodes 271 amino acids. Gene Ontology annotation, cellular component: nucleus. The record is from RefSeq and is a predicted model, not a curated record. Gene Ontology annotation, biological process: regulation of transcription by RNA polymerase II. Lineage: Eukaryota; Metazoa; Arthropoda; Insecta; Hymenoptera; Braconidae.
GUAAUAAUAUGAACACGUGUUCAUAUGGUCGUAAGUAUGUCAGUGUGUAUGUACGUGGCCCUCUACAUCCUCUACAUGACGAUCGACAAAAAAAACAUUUGUCUCUAAUCUCCAUGGUUAUAUUCUGUUGUUUACUUGUUAGUUUUUAUUAGAACUAUUUAUGUGUUCUCGGUUUUUAAAGGUUAUGUGACUAACAAUUAAAAAAAAAUUUUAUCAAUAUCCGUAUAUUAAUAACUUGUCUCAUUUUACAAGUUAUAAAUAAAAUUGUCGUCAUGAAUCCUUCUGAACCAACAUGUACUGAAGUUUUGAGUUCCAAAAUGAAGGAUGUUAUCGAUGUAUUAGCUAUGCAGCGGGAAAAAAGAAAUAUAUUACAAAAAAGUAUUACUAUUGAUUACACAAUAUCAAGUGAUAGCUUUGCGAUAUCACGAUUUAUAUUUGAAUGUGGUAUUAAGUUAGAUGCACAUCCACUAACUAUUGCUACUGCUUUAACAUUGUUUCAUCGGUUUAUGAGGGAAGUAACACCGCAAGCCUAUGACUUAUUCUUGAUUGCGGCAACAUGUUUGUACCUUGCUGGAAAAAUAAAAGAUGAUGCAUUAAAAAUACGGGAUGUCAUGAACGUUACAUCAAACACUCUUCACAGAGGAUCUCCACCUUUAGAACUUGGUGAUCAAUAUUGGAGUUUACGUGAUGCAAUAAUUCAAGCUGAACUCUUAAUUAUAAGAACAUUAAAAUUUCAAGUAGUAUUUACUCAUCCACACAAGUAUCUCCUUCAUUAUUUGCGGUCCUUUCAAGCAUGGUUUGGAGAAGAUGAAUGGUCCAAAUAUCCUGUGGCAAAAACAAGCUUAGCGUUAUUACAAGAUUUUCAUCAUUCACCUGCAGUUUUGGAUUAUCCCCCAAAUUGCAUUGCCUUAGCGUGUAUUAAUUUGACGCUACAAAUUUAUGGAGUAGUAGUACCGUUGAUGGAUGAAUGUGAUCAACUUCCGUGGUUUAAUGUAUUUUGCAAAGAUCUCACUAGAGAAAAACUAUGGGAAAUCAUGGAAAAAGUUAUGAUAACGUAUGAUCCUGAACCUGAAACUCAAGAUAACUGAUUUGUUAUUAUUGAUAACUGAGUUAUUAUCCACAAAAUAAUGUGCAUUCAGUUAAAAAAUGAUUUUACAAUAAACCGAAAAAUAUAACUUUAUUCGCUGAA